This is a messenger RNA of Apiotrichum porosum, 1542 nucleotides long. RefSeq lists its product as uncharacterized. The transcript is spliced from 7 exons. The record is from RefSeq and is a predicted model, not a curated record. Lineage: Eukaryota; Fungi; Basidiomycota; Tremellomycetes; Trichosporonales; Trichosporonaceae. Bases 1 to 1542 code for a protein of 513 amino acids.
AUGGUCAAGGCCGAACGCUCCCCCAGCCCGGCGAGGGCCAGAGGCGGCGCCCAGCACCCCUCCAACGGCGACACCAAGCCCACGGUCAAGGGUGAGGUCAAGGUCGACACGGCCGGUUCUGGUGCCGCUCACAACGGGCAUGCCGCGCAAGCCGAGGCAGCCGGCGCCGACAAGGCAGCGGCUGGGGAUUCCGCACGUCCAGAGCGUGUACAGGACGACUGGCAAGUCGCGUAUACAUGGGCGUUCAUUGUCAAGUUUGAGCUGCGCGACAAGAUUCGCAACCUCGAAUGCUUGGAAGAUUUUGAACGCUGCCUCAUGGAGCCCGUCGCCCAGCGCCCAGACGACAUCCUGGAGGGCGUGCUCGUGCGGUUUCUGCAAAACCUCAAACCGGGAUUGCGCAAUGUCAAUUGCACCAACAUCCAGGGCUCGCUGUCCAACUACAUUUCGGACAUGCUCGAGACGUCGCCCGAGUUUACAGUGUGGGACAAGCCGUGGUUGCCCAACGAGGAUGCGCGCGGUAGCUGCUGCACGACCGAGGCGGACCGCCUGAUGCGCGGACGGUUGCGAGAGCCCGACGAGGACCGCAAGGAGCGCGUCAGGCGCAACCCGCUGAAACAGAUCGAGGCGCAGGGCGGCGGCCUGUUCGAGCUCGACUGGCACGACCGCGCCAAGCUGCUUCGCCAGCUGGUCGACUGGCAGUUGACGCACGCCGAGUCGAUUCGCGAGUUUAUCAAGGAGCGCCAGCCGACAGGAAAGCGUAACGCCGAGGUGGUCGACCCGCUCAAGACUGAGCCGUUGGGUCUGGAUCACAAAAAGAACCGCAUUUGGAGCCUUGACGCGUCCGCACGCCUGUACAAGUCUGGCAACCCCUUCAAGCGGCCCUGUCCGCUCGUCCCCAUCACGUACACGCGCGCCGACGUGGUGGCCUUGCAGGAGACGUACACGACGUACGGCAACACUGUGCCGCCCAAACCGUCCGGCUCGGGCCCCAAGGGCAAAGUGUCGAAAAAGGACGAGGGGCAGUACAAAAAGCUCGUCAACGGCAUCGACGCCGAGGCGCGCCUGUCGUCUGUGCUGGCCGUGCAGGUGCUGCCGGCUGCCGAAAAGGACGAGGCGCGCGUGCAGCGCGCACACAAAAAGGCCGCCGAACAGCGGUGGGCACUGGCCAUGGCGUCUGAGCGUCCAUCGCGUACGCGCCGGUCGACCAAGAAGAUCGACUACACGUACGACGGGUUUGAGGGUGACGAGGGCGACGAGGAUGACGACACGCCGCGGCGCGGAGGUAGGAGAAGGGGGGACGCGGGAGCCGUGGGUUACGAUCCCAACAAGGGCCGUCCAGUGAUCCCCGGCGAGAGGCGGUCGGCGCGUGUGCGCGGCGGACCGGUCGAUGGAGACGACUACGCGGACGGCGAGGCUGGAGGAGGAAAUCUUUCCUCUCCAGGAGCAAGUGGAGGGGGAGGGGACGGGGACGAGGACGAUGCCUAUGGCGACUCGACCCAUGUGAAUGGGGGCCGAGGUGGGGAGCCGAUCGAGGUCGACUAG